AUGGCUACCCCCAGUGUCCUUACCUUUGAUGGUGAGGGCCGUGCUGUUGACUUUGAGGUCUGGGUCGAUAACCUCCAGCUGUUCCUACAGUGCGAUAGGGCAGACGGCCUCUCUCUAUUUGAUCUCACCUCUGGUGUCUCUCCUGCCCCGCCUGCUACUGCUGACAGCUCUGUUCGCUCACAGUGGGCCACACGCGAUGCUGCUGCUCGCCUUGCUGUACGUCGCCACUUACCGACCACUGAGCUCACCCACCUCCCUAACUCCCUUCGCUUAGUCAAGGACCACUUCCUCUCAGUUUGCCCCACCACUCUCACCGUUGACCUCCUCGAGGAGCGCCUCCUAGCAGCAGAGAAGAGCAUAGUCGCUGUAGGAGCCUCUCGUGGCGACCCUCGCACCCCCGUCAUCGAGGGGUGUUCCCCCUCCCCCCUCUUGCCCUCUUUUGCUUCUACUGCUGCGGCCGACCUCGCUGGUUUUGAGUCGGUCGGCGCUGCGUCUGCCCAUAGCGGGAGACGCCGCACUGGCAAGGGCAAGGGGGGCAAGGGCGCUGGAGGGGCUGGCGGGGGCGCUGGAGGUGGUGGUGGAGGUAGUGGAGGGGGUGGGGGUGGUGGUGGGAGUGGUGGCAGGGGUGGAGGUGUUGGUGCCAGCAGUGGAGGCGGCGGAGGCGGCGGCGGUGGCGGAGGGAGCGGAGGCGGCGGAGGUGGUGGAGGCGGCGGAGGUGGCGGAGGCGGCGGAGGUGGCAGAGGCGGCGGCAGUAGCGAUGGAGUUGGUCGCGGCUCUGCACAGAGGAGUGGCUCAUGUGGUGGUCCGUGCGCGCAGCAGCAGCGCAGUCGUGAGACCCUAUCCCCUCAGCAGCUUCGUGAGUGGUACGCUGCGCGUCAGCGCCGUGGGGGUACUGGUCCGUGGAAGUACGUUCUCCGUACCGUCAACCGCGCUGGUGUGUAG
Messenger RNA from Closterium sp. NIES-65, 942 nucleotides. NCBI's taxonomy places the organism in Eukaryota, Viridiplantae, Streptophyta, Zygnematophyceae, Desmidiales, Closteriaceae. The record is from the annotation of a GenBank genome assembly.